This is a messenger RNA of Colletotrichum navitas, 1312 nucleotides long. RefSeq lists its product as uncharacterized. The record is from RefSeq and is a predicted model, not a curated record. The transcript is spliced from 2 exons. Lineage: Eukaryota; Fungi; Ascomycota; Sordariomycetes; Glomerellales; Glomerellaceae. Bases 116 to 1000 code for a protein of 294 amino acids.
UUACCUUAAUCACUUUUAUAUAAAUGGCCCCAAUCCUAAGCUGAAGCUUUACAUACUGGUUCCCUUAUAGCUACUCUCUCACUACUUAAGCUGCUAGUUUUUACACUCUCUCAUUAUGCGUUUCUUUGUUAAACCCCUUUUUGCUUUGUGGCUACUAGCUGCUGUAGCCCUAGGACUUACGGUUCCAGUACGACAAUGCCACCAAUCUAGCAUUGGACUCCAAGGCUGUAAGUCUUUGCUGCCCAAGCAAGUCGGCCAAGGAGUCCGUGCUAGAAAGCCAUCGCCUAUUUUCAAGCAGGGGCAUCUAGUUACUCGGAAUAUCGCCAAAGGCUUCUACGAUGAAGAGGAAGGGAUACGGCUUCGGGCAAACUCGGAGGCUCACCCGAAGAAUAUUAAUGACCUCAUACACAUGACACAAGUGAUCGGACGGGUCCUUGGCGAGGACAUUCCGUGGGGCAUAUUCGGUGGUUUGGCCCUAAUAGCCUAUGGGGAACCUAAUCGUCAGACAGCAGACAUUGAUGUUUUACUUCAAACAAGUAUCCAAGAACUCAGAAAACGGCUUAAGGCGGACCCAAAUUUCAUUGUUCCUUCAGAGGAGGUGUACGCGAAGACAAGAAACAUGCGAGCUUACUAUAAAUGGAAGAAUGAAAUAUUCCAGGUGGAUUUCAAUAUCCCAGGUCUCUCAAAAGUUUGGGAAAAGGCAAAAGUAGAGGAUAUCGUUCAACAAACUCAUUUUCAAACAAGCGAUCAGAAGUCAGCUUCAGUAUAUGCUGUACGUCUCGACGAGAUUUUUCAAUCAAAGGUUGAGACCUUACUCAAUACACACCGAAACAAGGCAACAGAUAUGCAAGACAUUUCCUGGAUUAUUAAAGAGCGGCCCGACGCCGUUACUAUUGCAAAGCCCAGAUUACCAAUCAAAUUGCGGCAACUGGUAGUCAGCCGUCUUGCCCAUAUGAGAUCACCCCUCGUAGGCAAGGCCAAGCAAUUACUCGGCAUUUGAUCUGCUCGGCAUUGCUGACGGAGAGGAUGGUCUGACGCAUUAAAACAUUGGCUGAAAAGACGGCCAGGUGAAUGGGCGUCUGCCUGCAGGAGUUCUGUUUGAUUACUGGGGAGGGAUUGCGUUCCAGCAGAUUCUUUACAGCCUCUAAAUCGUCAUCGGGGUUAAGACUCACCAUCUACAAGAUCUAAAAAGUUUGAAUGGACCUUAUAGUCUACAAAAUAGGAUGGAAGUCUACAAGAGGAACCUAGAUCUAAUACAUCGUACUCUCUAAAUAGAUCGCUAGAUUCUCUCAGAGAAUUAAUAAAAGUCUAC